Messenger RNA from Nannospalax galili (Upper Galilee mountains blind mole rat), 981 nucleotides. RefSeq names its product olfactory receptor 10AG1-like. Gene Ontology annotation, biological process: G protein-coupled receptor signaling pathway. Lineage: Eukaryota; Metazoa; Chordata; Mammalia; Rodentia; Spalacidae. The record is from RefSeq and is a predicted model, not a curated record. Bases 1 to 981 code for a protein of 326 amino acids. Gene Ontology annotation, molecular function: G protein-coupled receptor activity; olfactory receptor activity. The transcript has a single exon. Gene Ontology annotation, cellular component: membrane.
AUGCAGUUAAGAAACGUGACUCUACCAAAAGAAAACAAAUGGAAAAUCACAGAAAUAAAUCUGACUGUGCCCGUGGAAUUUGUUCUCGUGGGAUUCUCUGAUAUUCCCAAAUUGCACUGGUUUCUCUUUGGAAUCUUCCUCUUCAUUUAUAUGAUUAUCUUGCUGGGGAAUGGAAUUGUUAUUCUCAUCACAAAGGUAGAGCCCACUCUGCAGACUCCCAUGUAUUUUUUCAUCACCAAUUUUUCUUUCCUUGAAAUCUGCUAUGUGUCCAUCACUCUGCCUAGAAUGCUUAUGGAUCUUUGUACUCUCAAAGGAAAUAUUUCUUUUCAUGCUUGUGCUACACAAAUGUGCUUCUUCCUUAUUGUGGGAGCCACAGAAUGCUUCCUUCUGGCUGUGAUGGCCUAUGACCGGUAUGUUGCCAUAUGCAAUCCUCUGUACUACCCUCUAAUCAUGAACCAUAAAUUGUGUAAGCAGCUGGUGGUUGGUUCCUUUGCUAUUGCAAUCCCCAUUCCGGUAGAUCAUACAUAUCAAAUUUUUUCUCUGUCCUUCUGUAAAUCUUACAAAAUCAAUCACUUCUUCUGCGACAUACCCCCAUUGCUCAAACUGGCCUGUGGGGACAUUUUUGUGAAUGAGAUGAUGGUCUAUUUAUCUACUUUAUUGAUUGUCACUGUGCCCUUUUUGUUGAUCCUUGUGUCCUAUAGCAGAAUUAUCUCCACCAUCCUGAACCUGCCAUCAAACACAGGAAGAACCAAAGCAUUUUCUACUUGCUCUUCACACCUUAUAGUUGUGUUUUUAUUCUAUGGAUCAGCCAGUAUCACCUAUUUAAAACCCAAAUCCAUUGAGUAUGAGGGAACAGAGAAAAUCCUCUGUCUUUUCUAUACCACAUUGACCCCAGUGUUCAAUCCCUUGAUAUACAGUCUGCGGAACAAAGAUGUUACAGGGGCACUGAGAAAAUUCUUUCCCACACUGUUAGCAUUGUGA